Molecule: messenger RNA, 2030 nt
Organism: Haemorhous mexicanus (house finch)
Lineage: Eukaryota; Metazoa; Chordata; Aves; Passeriformes; Fringillidae
Product: hydroxyproline dehydrogenase-like
Exons: 10
Coding region: 28-1470 (480 amino acids)
Cellular component (GO): mitochondrion
Molecular function (GO): proline dehydrogenase activity; FAD binding
Source: RefSeq, a predicted model, not a curated record
GGGCAGGGACGCUCUGGGGGUAGAUCUAUGGGGCAGAGAGAGACCAAAGGCUGGAGAGGGUGCCUGUGGAGAUCUAUGGAGCAGAGGAGAUCUGUGGGGCAGGAGAAGCCUGGGAGUAAAUCUGUGGGGCAAGAGGGGUCUAUGGGGGCAUCUAUGGGGCAGGGGGACUCAGCAGGUGGGGAGGGGUCGCCAUUGCAGGUGCAGGUGCAGGUGAGGGAGGGCCGGGCCCUGGCGGUCCUGGGAUGGUGGGAGCUGCUCCGGGGCCUGCUGGUGUUCGCCCUCUGCUCCCACCCCCGGCUGCAGCAGGACCCCGAGGCGUUCCUGCGGGCGUCCCGCCGGGUUCUGGGUGCCCACCUAUGGCGAGCCCUUCUCUCCGUGUCCCUUUGGGGACAGUUUGCGGUCGGCCGCAGCCCGGCGGCCGUGCAGGAGCUGGGCCAGCGGCUCCGGGCUCGUGGCCUGCGGCCAUUGCUGGCCCUGCCCAUCGAGGGUGAGGGACCCGACGGCGAGGGCGAGGCCUGGUUUGAGCAGAACUGUGGGGCAGCCCUGGAGUGUGUGGGGCUGGCGGCCGCCUCGGGCCCCGAGCCCGCCAUGCAGCUGAAGGUGACGGCGCUGCUGAGCCAGCGGCUCUGCGAGAAAAUCUCACUCCGAUUGGCCGAGCCGGAUGGGGUGGGGCUUAACCCAGAAGAGGUGGCGGCCAUGUUGGGUGGCCAGGUGCCGGAGCUCACCUGGCUCAGCCCGGCCGAGAACGAACACCUGGGGAGGGGCCUGAGGAGACUGGAGGAGGUGGCACAGGCCGCGGUGUCCCAGGACGUGCAGGUGCUGGUGGAUGCUGAGAUGUCUCACCUGAACCCCGCCCUCACCUGCCUCACCUGGGGGCUGAUGUGGAGGCACAACCGGGCGGGGCCCCGCGCCCGCAUCUGGCACACCUGGCAGGCCUACCUGAGGGACACCGAGGCUCACCUGGGGGCUCACCUGGCGCAGGUGGGCAGGGCCGGCCUCAGCUGCGGGGUGAAGUUGGUGCGCGGGGCUUACCUGGCCCAGGAGCAGGGGCGGGCCCGGGCUCGGGGCUGCCCCUCCCCCACCUGGGACACACCUGAGGAGACCUCGGCCAGCUACGAGCGCUGCCUGCGGCUGCUCCUGGCCGCGCUGGCCCGGCCGCGCUCGCGCCUCUCGCUCAUGGUGGCCACGCACAACGAGGGCUCGGCCCUGGCUGCUCUCAGGGGGCUGUCCCGGGUCCCGCCCGGCUCCGUUUGCUUCGGGCAACUGCAGGGGAUGGGAGAGCACCUGAGCCUGGCCCUGGGCGCGGGCGGGUUCCCGGUCUACAAGUCGGUGGCUCUGGGUCCCCCCGAGGUGACGAUCCCGUACCUGGCGCGGCGAGCGGCCGAGAACCGCGGGGCCCUGGGCGGGGCCAGGCGCGAGCGGGAGCUGAUGUGGGCGGAGCUUCGGCGCAGGCUCCGCCCCUGGGCGUGAACCUCAAAAUUGCCUUGAAAAAUCCUGGAAUUUCUACCCCAAAAAUAAAAAAAAAUCCAUUAAAAACACCCCAAAGGGACCUAAAAUCCUGGAGUGGGUGGGGCUGUGGGCGUGGCUUCAGCAAAGGCUCCGCCCCUUUGGGUGAAUUCCAAAAUUGCCUUGAAAAAUCCUGGAAUUUCUACCCCAAAAAUUAAAAAAAAUCGAUUAAAAACACCCAAAAUGGACCUAAAAUCCUGGAGUGGGUGGGGCUGUGGGCGUGGCUUCAGCAAAGGCUCCGCCCCUUUGGGUGAAUUCCAAAAUUGCCUUGAAAAAUCCUGGAAUUUCCACCCCCAAAAAUUAAAAAAAAUCCAUUAAAAACGCUCAAAAUGGAGCUAAAAUCCUGGAGUGGGUGGGGCUGUGGGCGUGGCUUCAGCACAGGCUCCGCCCCUGGGCGUGAACCUCAAAAUUUCCUUGAAAAAUCCUGGAAUUUCUACCCCAAAAAUUAAAAAAAAAUCCCAUUAAAAACACCCAAAAUGGACCUAAAAACCUGGAGUGGGUGGGGCUGUGGGCGGAGCUUCAGU